AGCAAUGGGAUAGAAAUAAGCGUUUAUGAAAACAUGCAAUGAAUACAUGAAAAUACAGCACGGUGAUUUCCCUUCGUACAUUUUGAAUAUGUCGAAGGCACAAAAAAGUUUACAAACCGAGGAUGAAGAGUUUAAUCCUGAAAAAUUUACCAAAGAACAAGUUGAAGAAUAUCGACAAGCAUUUCGGGUGUUCGACAAAGAUGGCGACGGAACGAUUUCUACAGAAGAACUUGGUGUUGUCCUGCGCUCACUGGGGCAGAAUCCGACACCUGAUGAACUGAACGAUCUAGUGGAAGCCAUAGAUGUUGAUGGAAACGGAAUUAUCGAUUUUAAUGAAUUUAUGCAAAUGAUGGCAAGAAAGAUGCAAGAAGUGGAUAUUGAAAAUGACAUUAGAGAGGCUUUCAAAGUUUUUGACAAGGAAAACAAAGGUUACAUCACUGCUUCGGAGUUACGUCAUGUGAUGACUAAUCUCGGCGAAAAACUGUCGGAUGACGAGGCGAACGAAAUGUUAUUGGAGGCCGAUCGGGAUGGAGAUGGACAAAUUGAUUACGAGGGUACGAUUCCUUUCAUUCAAACCCAGUGAACUCGAAAUAAAAGACAUUACAGAGUCUUCCAUAUCUACUUCAUAUUUGAAUAUUUUAUUGAACAUAUAUAGACGUUAACGGCAAACUAACAACUCAAAUUUAUGACAAAAUGGAUGAUUUCAGCUUCUCGAUCGUCAUUUUCCCAUAUUAAUGAAGUAAUAUUCCAUCAUUAACAGCGUAUGGUGUUUAUGUCUGCUGUAAACUUGUCAUUAGAUUGAAUGCAGUCUGGCGUGUUUCAUACCAUUUUAGGCCGUUCUUUGCUUACGUAUCACUCCGUUCACGUAAUCAAAAUAUAGGUCUCACUACAGGCAGGGGAAGCCUACUCCUCCUAGGCACCUGUGGCCCUAUUCACAAAAUAUCUUACGACUAAGAUCAAAAUUUACAAGCACUGUAAUUUUCUUAUUUUUCAUUUCUUGUAGACAAUUUUAAUUGCAUAUGUAAAGUACAUCCAUGGUUUAUAAAACUUUAAUACAUACUUAUUGACCUUAUGAUCGGUAUAUCAUUAUCCGAUAGACUUGUUUUGUUUAGCUUGUCGUAAGAUAUUUGGUGAAUAUGGGCCCAGGUCCUCUCUCUGGUGUUUCCAGGAGUCCGUGGUUUAUCCUCUCAAUUUUGUAUUUUCUCUGGUAUUUAUGAGACAGAUAACCUUUAGUUAUCUUCGUUUUUUCAUGUAACCGCCCAAUUCAUAUCAUGUACGGCUGCUUGAAUAUUGCUAAUCAGAAUUCAAAAUUGCAUGCGGUUACAAAAGCUAUCAUCUGUAAUUCACAUAAAAAGUUUUAAAAGAUAUCUAAU
Ostrea edulis (European flat oyster) is the source of this 1373-nucleotide messenger RNA. RefSeq names its product neo-calmodulin-like. The record is from RefSeq and is a predicted model, not a curated record. Lineage: Eukaryota; Metazoa; Mollusca; Bivalvia; Ostreida; Ostreidae. The coding region runs from base 26 to 583 and encodes 185 amino acids. The transcript is spliced from 4 exons. Gene Ontology annotation, molecular function: calcium ion binding; enzyme regulator activity.